UUGAGCACGGGUUUUUCGCGCCGCGCGCAGCCAAACUCCGGCAUACUAUACGUGAGUAAUCCGCCCGUAUUUGGGAGGCCAGAGCCAUGCUGCAGCGGUGCCGCCACUUUUCGCGACUCAUGCCGCGUGGCCGCCGCGACCUCUCGCGCCUCGCACUCGCGCGCACGCCGCCCUUCGCGCUCGAGCGCUAUUUCGCCGAGCACGAGUUCUCGUGCAAGAUCUCGGCGUGCAGCAGCGACACCGAAGCCAUUUCAUUGAACGACGUCCUCGCGCUCAUGGACGCCGAGACGCGGCGCCUCUGGGACGAGCAGAGCCUGGGCUAUACGGAAGUCAAGGGCCAUCCCGCGAUGCUCGCGCUCCUCGCGGAGGCGUACGGCCUGGAGCCACACUGCUUCCAGGAGGUCGCCCCGCAGGAGGGCAUCUUGCUGGCGUACGCGGCGCUGCUGGAGCCGGGCGACGGCGUCGUCUGCACGGCGCCGGGCUACCAGUCGUUCCACACGUGCGCCGAGCAGGCCGGCGGCGCGGUGACCUUCUGGCAAUGUCGCGUGGACGAGAGCGGCGCGCGCUUCGACGUCGACGACCUUGUGAAGGCGUGCGACGCGACGCCGAACCUCAAGGUUGUAAGUGUGAACUUCCCGCACAAUCCGACCGGUGCAUUGCCGUCUACGGAGGAGUGGGAACGCAUCGUCGCCAUUUGCGAGGCACGCGGCGCGUACCUUUUCGCCGACGAGAUCUACCGGGGCCUCGGCCCGAGGACGCUCGAGAGCGCGGCGACGGCCUACGACAAGGGUAUCAGCCUCGGCGGGCUGUCGAAGAGCAUGGGCAUGCCCGGCGUGCGGAUCGGGUGGCUCGCGACGCGGGACGUCCGCUUUCUGCGACGCGUCGCCGAGCUCCGGGACUACACGACGAUCUGCUCGUCGGCGCCCUCCCAAAUCUUGGCGGUGGCGGCGUUGCAAAAUCGGGACCACUUGUGGCAGAGGGCGAACGCCUACGUCGACGCCGGCCGGCGCGCCGUCGAAGCGGUGCUGGCGCGGCACGAAGACGUGCUCUCCUGGGGCCCGGCCGCCGGUCCCAUAGGCUGGGUGCGGCUCCGCCGCGGCUCGGCGAGUCAAUACGCGGAGGCGCUCGUGCGGUCGGACGACGGCAUCAUGCUGCUGCCCUCCACGGUCUUCGGCGCGGGCGACGGCCACGUGCGCGUCGGCUUUGGCCGGGACGCGUCGCCCGCCUAUAUGGCGGCCUGGGCCGCGACGCUGGACAAUGCGACCCAUCCGGCGACGCGGCUGCUCCGCGAGGGGUGAGGCGCGACUGUUAUGUCUAUAAGUAUUGUUACAAAGAUC
This is a messenger RNA of Pelagomonas calceolata, 1337 nucleotides long. The record is from the annotation of a GenBank genome assembly. Lineage: Eukaryota; Pelagophyceae; Pelagomonadales; Pelagomonadaceae.